Messenger RNA from Prosopis cineraria, 890 nucleotides. RefSeq names its product NAD(P)H-quinone oxidoreductase subunit L, chloroplastic. The record is from RefSeq and is a predicted model, not a curated record. The coding region runs from base 105 to 683 and encodes 192 amino acids. Lineage: Eukaryota; Viridiplantae; Streptophyta; Magnoliopsida; Fabales; Fabaceae. Gene Ontology annotation, molecular function: oxidoreductase activity, acting on NAD(P)H, quinone or similar compound as acceptor. The transcript has 5 exons.
AGUAGGCUCUAUGGACUACGGUGGCCGUGGAAUUGAACUGACGAAGAGGAUAAGAGAUCAAACACAGAAAGAGAUCAAACACAGAAAGGGAGAGCUCUGAAAAAAUGAGCUGCUCAUUCAACCUCCAUUUUCCCAAAGCUCUGCCUCCUCUCUCGUCCUCCUCUCGAUGUGGGACUCCUGCUUCUUUCUUUGUUGCUUCCAAGUACAAACCAUCAUCUCAUAGCACCACUCCUGCCCAACCGACCAUUACAAGCAGUUCCCAAAAGCCAAAUGAGUCCAUCGGUCUACAGAAACCAAGUUUGGCACUACAAAUAGAAGCUCUCUUGGCCCUUGCUGAGCAACCGGCAUUCGCAGUCACUGGAGUGAAUAACGAGCCAGAACUCAGCUGGGUUUUGAUACAGCUGGGGAUUGUUCUUUUUGGGUACUUCAUAGUUAUGCCUCCAAUUAUAUUGAACUGGCUUAGGAUAAGAUGGUACAGAAGAAACCUUCUCGAGAUGUAUGUGCAAUUCAUGUUUGUCUUCAUUUUCUUCCCAGGGGUACUUCUGUGGGCACCAUUUCUGAACUUCAGGAAAUUCCCAAGGGACCCAUCCUUGAAGUAUCCUUGGUCGACGCCUGAGGAUCCUUCAAAGAUUAGAAAUGCAUAUCCAAAGUACCCGUUUGCCGAACCUGAUGAUUAUCAAUGAAACUGUAUUCACAAGACAAGAAAUCUGGCUGGAGAUUUUGGGAAAAGGGAUCAAUUGUAUUUUCAAAUUAUUGUGGGUAAGAGGGUGAUUCAGCCUUUGCCAACAAUACACUCGAGGUGAAGGCUUGUAAACGGAAACAAACACGCCUUUUCUUCUUGUGAUCAGAAAAUAUAUUGAUAGGAACACAGUCGCAAAAUUUACUACUAA